Messenger RNA from Magnusiomyces paraingens, 546 nucleotides. RefSeq lists its product as uncharacterized. The transcript has a single exon. The record is from RefSeq and is a predicted model, not a curated record. Lineage: Eukaryota; Fungi; Ascomycota; Dipodascomycetes; Dipodascales; Dipodascaceae. The coding region runs from base 1 to 546 and encodes 181 amino acids.
AUGGCUCCCAAAAAGCGGACUAACAGACAGUCUCAAAAGUCUGCAGGGCCUUCUUCCAGACCAAGAAUCCCAACCUGGGCUGCAGUAGUCGGACCAGCCAGAAUUGUAAAAACGCCAACGCGUACCUAUUACGUUCUGACUCGACGUCCAGUACCGCCAGCCACACUAAGCAUGUCCAAUGGGGGAUCUUCGGCAAGACCUGCCCAGCUGCAGCAACAGCAACAGCAGCAGCAGUAUGAGCAGCAGUUGACUGGUUUUGGCGCCCAAGUUGAACAUUUAACAGAUGCUGGUGAUGGUGCUACUACUGCCAAUGUUAAUCCUACUCCUGCUGUGCGGGCACCGCAGGUAGCUACUACUAUCGCUGCUCCCGAAAGACAUGGAGUCGUGACUCCACCUCCAUCUCCGCCUUUUCGCGGUCGCCCUGCAAACAUUGCAGGAGCCAUGGAGUGGACGAUGGGGGCGUUUGGAUCUACUACGAGACUUGUGGGGUACCGAACUCUUUCACGCCGGGUAAGCGUUUCCAAUCGGGAGUCUGCACGCUUAUAA